AUGGAAAGCCAAACUACGGAGCUUAAGAACUGGUGCUGUGGUGAGGUUUUAGCUGAGGCUCAUGCACUUAUGGUCCUCAUUCCCGAAGAUGUGGACAUCACUAAAAUUGAAGACACCCUGCAGACAAAAGAGAAUGUUCCUCUUGAAGUGCUGCCACCUGAUGGUAAAGAGGCGUGGCCUAUCGUCAUAGUAGGCGAAGCCCCACCUGCACCUGUGGAUGAUUUCAAUGAGAAGUUAGCAGGACUGCUGCUGGCCGAAGGUAAAACGGGGGACGACCUCCAGAGCAUAUUCUCUAUUCCAGACUCUCCCACUAGCCCAACAGAGUCCAUCCUGCGUGCACUUAGUGAGUUGCUUGACAAGACAAAGCCCCCUAGUGAGCAUGGUGAUUAUCGCCGCCUACGUCUUCUCUCCAGAACCCUGCCCACUCCAGCAGGUGAGGAACAAUUUGAACACUGGUUAGAGCAAGCACGGCCUAUUGUUGAAGAGAGUGCCUGCUCUCUUAAGGAGAAAAGGGGGAGACUGAUGGAAAGACUCAAAGGCUCAGCACAGGGAAUAGUUAAAUCAGCACAAGCCAGCAAUCCUGAUGUUAGCCCUGAACAGUGCCUGGAAGCACUUGAGCAUGCUUUUGGGACUGCAGAGUCUGAAGAUGACCUAUCCUUUGCGUUCCGCUUAAUGCAGCAGCAGUCAGGUGAGAAGCUCUCUGACUUCCUGAGGCGUCUGGAGCAGUCGCUGGAUAAAGUGGUUCAGUGA
Messenger RNA from Lampris incognitus (smalleye Pacific opah), 750 nucleotides. Its product is annotated as paraneoplastic antigen Ma1 homolog. The coding region runs from base 1 to 750 and encodes 249 amino acids. The record is from RefSeq and is a predicted model, not a curated record. The transcript is spliced from 2 exons. NCBI's taxonomy places the organism in Eukaryota, Metazoa, Chordata, Actinopteri, Lampriformes, Lampridae.